This is a messenger RNA of Closterium sp. Yama58-4, 2066 nucleotides long. NCBI's taxonomy places the organism in Eukaryota, Viridiplantae, Streptophyta, Zygnematophyceae, Desmidiales, Closteriaceae. The record is from the annotation of a GenBank genome assembly.
GAGUGGUGGCGGCGGCGGUGGUGGCGGGGGGAGGGUUCAUGGCAUGGCGCAUGCGGUCAGGGCGGUUUGGACGGUCGAUGCUGGGAGUAGAGGCGGCCAUGGUUGGACAGAAGGAGCAGGCUGCUUCUGAAGCAGCAGCAGGCGCAGAGGAAUAUUCAGAAGUUGAGGAGAUGCAGUGGGCGGUGCGCGUGGUGCGGCACUGGCAAGAGGUGAAAGCAGCAGCGCUGGGCCCGCAACACCGGGUGGACCGGCUGGGGGAGAUCCUGGAGGGGCCGAUGCUGGAGCUGUGGCGCAACAGAGCCAAGGAGGUGGAGAACAAUGGGUGGUUCUGGGAAUACAGCUUCCUCAGCCUCAAUGUUGAGAUGGCAGCAGUGAGCAAGUGUCAGAAGAAGGCAGUAGUAGAAGCGGUGGUGCAGGAGGCAGCACGGUUGGUGGAUGCAGCAGACCCGACGCACAACGAUGCUUCCGUCGUUCGAGUCGCGGCGGCAGCAGGAGAUGAUGACGUGUCUGCCAGCUCAGCUUCCAGUGGCGAGUCGCAACGCCCACAUUCCGCGAUUCGCGAAAUUCAGCGCCAGCUGGCGAGUGGCGAGCGGACAGCUGUCGGCGUGGCAGAGGAGUAUCUGGAGCGGCUGGAGGCGCAGGAGGGGCAGCUGAGAAGCUUCCUCCACACUGACAGGGAGGCGGUGCUGCAGCAGGCACGGGAGGUUGAUGCUGCCCUGGCGUCUCAGUCGGGCAGCGGAGAGAAAACUUUGGGGCUGCUGACCGGAGUGCCCAUGGGGGUGAAGGACAACCUGUGCACACGUGGCAUGCCCUCCACCGCUGCCUCUAAGAUCCUCAAGGGCUACAUGCCGCCAUACGAUGCGACAGCAGUGGGGAGGGUGAAGGCGGAGGGGGCAGUGGUGGUGGGGAAGACGAACAUGGACGAGUUUGGCAUGGGCAGCACCACAGAAGGGUCUGGUUACCAGGUGACAGCCAACCCCUGGGACCACUCGCGAGUGCCAGGCGGCAGUUCAGGAGGCUCUGCUGCUGCUGUGGCAGCGGGGCAGUGUGCCGUGGCUCUGGGCUCUGACACAGGGGGCAGCGUGCGUCUCCCUGCAUCAUUCUGCGGUAUAGUCGGCUUGAAACCUUCAUAUGGGCGAGUCUCUCGCCUUGGCCUCAUGGCCUAUGCGUCCAGCCUGGACUGUGUGGGCGUGUUGGGGCGGUCGGUGGAAGACACGGCGAUCGUGCUGCAGGCCAUGGCGGGGAGGGACGACGGUGACAGCACGUGCAGCAAGGAGCCAGUACCAGACUACACGGCCGCCCUCCUCCCCGUCGCCUCGCUCGCCUCCAAGCCGCUGACAGGUGUCCGCCUCGCAUUGGUCCAGGAGACCAUGGGCGCGGGCGUCGAUGCUGACGUGGCGCAGGCCGUCCGGGCGGCAGCGGCGCACUACGAGACGCUCGGAGCCACUGUCGAGGAGGUAUCCAUGCCAUUCUUCGCCAAUGGCCUGCCAGCAUACUACAUCCUCGCACCUUCUGAAGCCUCCUCCAAUCUCUCCCGCUACGACGGCAUCAGGUUUGGACCACAGCUGGAGGGCUCCGACCUCACGUCUCUCUACAGCAACACUCGAGGCCAGGGCUUUGGCAAGGAGGUGAAGCGGCGCAUCCUGAUGGGCACAUACGCGCUCUCCGCAGGCUACUACGAUGCCUACUACAAGAAGGCCCAGCAGGUGCGCACGAUGAUUCGGAGGGAGUUCCUGGCAGCUCUCGAGGGGCAUGACGCCCUCAUCACCCCCACUGCGCCCACCACAGCUUACCGCAUCGGUGAGAAGACAUCAGACCCCCUCGCCAUGUAUGUUGGAGACCUCAUGACGGUUAAUGUGAACCUGGCGGGUCUGCCAGCCAUCUCCCUGCCCUGUGGAUUGGCCCCCGGUGGGCCACGCGGUCUGCCCAUCGGCCUUCAGAUCAUUGGUGCUCCUUUCGCUGAGGCGGCCAUUCUCAAGUAUGCGCAUGUGUUUGAGCAGACCACUCCUGCAUGGCAAUCAGGACUCUCUAUUGCAUCUCCUGUUACUGCUACAGCUUCCACAUAG